Molecule: messenger RNA, 782 nt
Organism: Drosophila ananassae
Lineage: Eukaryota; Metazoa; Arthropoda; Insecta; Diptera; Drosophilidae
Gene: Saysd1
Product: SAYSvFN domain-containing protein 1
Exons: 2
Coding region: 110-658 (182 amino acids)
Source: RefSeq, a predicted model, not a curated record
AGCUGACUCUAAUAUAUCGAUAUCUAAACAUCUGGUGUAUUUUUAUUGUUGACGCGUCUUAGCUUCCGAAUGUUUAUAUUUUUAUCAAAAUACUUGUAAGCUAAAUUUAAUGGCUGAUUUUCAAGAACAAUUGCGACAAUAUCGCCUUCAGAAAAAGCGGCAGGAAACAGUAAAUAAUUUUAAAGACAAACUGAGAAGAUUCUGGAUGUUGGGCACCGGGACGAAUAAAGAUACAACAAUCGAGGUCCAACAGGAUCUAGAACCUACAACAAAAAGCUUAGAAAAACAAUCGGAUGACGAGACAGUUUUCUCCAGUGAAAAUGAACUGCUGCCAGAGGAAGAUAAUACCGCACCCGCAUCCGGAUCUACAGAUCAUCACUUCAAGGAAAACAAUACCCUAAAGUACAUCCUUUGGGUUGUUUACUUUCUGUUUUGGGUAACCGUUUAUGUGAUAGCCAUUGAGCUAAAGUUCGGCCUGGUCUACCUUAUGUUUUCGGCUCUGUUUGGGAUCUAUUUCAACACCAGGACGGGUCCAAAGAAACGGAACGAGAUGAGCGCCUACAGUGUUUUUAACAAAAAUUGCGAAAGCAUUGAUGGGACUCUGAAGGCCGAACAAUUUGAACGUGAAAUCCGAUAUGGAUCGGGAAGUGUACGAUAGAAAAUUGAGCGAAAUUGUAGAGAAUAGAUAAUAUGUAAAAAUUAUGUAAAGAAAUAAUAGAACUAUUAACGAUUCUUAAAUAACAUGACUUACCUUUAGUCAAUUAAACUAUAAUAAAACCUUG